This is a messenger RNA of Fonticula alba, 6305 nucleotides long. RefSeq names its product TKL protein kinase. NCBI's taxonomy places the organism in Eukaryota, Rotosphaerida, Fonticulaceae. Gene Ontology annotation, cellular component: cytoplasm. Gene Ontology annotation, biological process: protein phosphorylation; signal transduction. The record is from RefSeq and is a predicted model, not a curated record. The transcript has 6 exons. Gene Ontology annotation, molecular function: ATP binding; protein kinase activity. The coding region runs from base 1 to 5997 and encodes 1998 amino acids.
AUGGACACGACAGCCGGCAUCGCGGCUUGGCGCCAUUGCCAGGCCCACAUUGUCACCAUCAGUGCCCAGGCCAUUGACUUCCGCCGGACCGUGGGUGUGGGUGAGGUCCUCACCUCCUCGGCCAAGAUCGUCUUUGCUGGGGGGCUGGGGGUUGCCGCCCCCCCCCCCCCCCCCCCUGCGCUCAUGCACCGUGCUGGCGGCCUGCGACGCGGCCCGGCGCACCCGGUCGCCAUUUGGGUGCUCGUCAAUGCCCUGGUUCUGGCCAUUGGCUGGCUAGGCCCGGUCGUCAGUGCCGAUGAAUACCUCUACCAGCUGCCCUGGAGCAUGGCAGACUCCAGCAGCCCGAUGGAAAUUGGCCAUCCCAUCCAGGGGGACGUCAGCGCUGCCACGCAAUUUUGGGCCCACCACAUGCUCUGGGUCUACAAGCAGGAGGCCGACUUGGGGACAUUCACCGAAACCCGCCUCGGGCCAAUCUUCUCGGCCACUCCAAGACACCGACUGCAGCCCAACGUCUUCUCGGACGCCAUGCAGCCCGCGCUCUUGCCCUCCCAGUCCCAGCUUCCUGGGGCCAUUUUCCAGCAAAGCGACAGGCUGAUUGUCUGGCAGCAGAGCUCUGAGCCGGUAGACCUGGUCUUGGAUUCCGUCAGUCGGCUUCUGGCAUCGGUCGCUCGCGCGGACUCCUCCAGCGUCCACCUGCUUCUUGAGAGCACUGGCCUUGCUCUGACCCUUGUGGUGGCGGAUGGCACCGCUCCUGUGACGCCCAUCUCGAUGUCGCUUCCGCUCACACUUGACCCGACCCACCCGUUGUCCGUGGUGACCGACGGCACGGGGGAUCGCUUUUUCCUGGGGAUCUCCUCCGGCGUGUUGGUCGCCACGGUUUCCCCGCUGAAGGAGGUCAUUCAGGUGUCCCAAUUCUCGGAGCCCGUGGAGCGGCUCCUCUCCACGCGUCUUACAUCGGUCAAUCAGUUGGAUCUGGUGGUACUGUCGCAGGGUGGCCAGCUGGACAUCUGCUUGGACAUGCAGUCUGACCACACCUGCGCGACAACCGUGACCGGCCCACUGCCCGAGUCGGCCACCCCGGCCAACGUGCACUUUCUCAACCUCCCGCCGGCGGAGAGCCUCCAGCCGGCUGGGCGCCUACUUUUGGUCGAUCGGGCCACCCAGCGCCUUUGGGCAACGCACCAACUGGUCUCGGGAGCCGCGCUCACUUGGACUCGCAUCCACCUGCCCAACUUUUUUGGGGACUGGGCCAAUCUGCGACUGUUACACCUGCGGGUGCCUCCCUCGCCGGCGGGGUCCCACCGCCUGGUUGUGGCCACCAAGAUGGACAUUUUCCUCGACCACCAGGCCAUGGGGUGCGGCGUCGACCCAACCAUCAUGUGUGGACCGACGUACAAUCAUAUGUAUGAUCUCCUCCCUCGAGGCUGGGGAUGCACCACGUUCAACUUCCUCAGCCCACUUCAUCCCUCUGGGCGCCUGUGUGCCGGUUGUCAGCCUGGUCAUACCACUGCGAUGGUUGGGGCAACGCAAGCCCCCCCGUGCCAGCCCUGUGUAAUUGCCGGAUGUCACUCUUGUACCACAUCACAUUGCCUGGUUUGCAAUCAUGAUCUACUGUUGGUGGAGAACCCCACCAGUGGUGAAACCUCAUGCGUGGCGUCCUGCCCUCCGGGCUUCCGCCAGCACGGGCAGGCGUGCUUCCCCGUGCUGAGCAGCCGGAAGCUGGGCCUGGAUGUCGUGUUGGACCCGAUCCGCGAGCUCGACGGCACUUCUAACAACUCAAUCGCCGGCCUGGCCCGAACGUACCUGACCUUGGAGAAUUCCUCGCUGACCCUGACCCGGGCAAUGGUCACCGCCCGGGACCCGACUUCCCUGCUGGCUCUCCUCCCCGAGCGAAGCACCAUGGCGAUCAUUCACAAUGGCCUCGGGGACCAUGCCAACACCAGGGCCCUCGUCCUGACGAGUAAUCCCCCCGCUGGCAGGAAAUUGACCUCCCUCCUGGAGAUGGGUCUCACCGUCCUCCCUGACGGCCAUGUGCAACUGCAGUGGUUCUUUUGCCAGGCUGAUGGCUCCCUGUUCUCCAUGGUCCUCGGCUGUGACCUCCCACCCGGCGGGGGGGACAGCUGCGAGCCGUCCUUCUCCCAGCCAGCCUCCAUCACACUUCAGGGUGCCUGCCAGCAGAUUCAUCCCUUGGACGAGUCCCAUGCCGUGGUGCAGACAUCCGGCGGGAGUUUGCUCAUCGGGCUGCGCCUGCAGGGGGCCGCCUAUGUUACCCGCGAGAUCCCGGCCACCAUCGGGUCGCCUGUGCUCCUUCCUCCCCUGGCGCAGGACUCCCGCGGGCCGUGGCUGCUGUCCGGAUUCCUGAAUAGCAGUCAGCUCCACCUGAUGGGGCUGGUAUUUGAUGCCGAUCCGCGUCUUCGGUCUCUGCCGGGACCGGCUCUGGGCCUGAAUCCCUUUGAUCAAGGCGGCCGGCCUGUCAUCCUGCCCACCGGUCGCCCUUUGCACCCGGUCGAGGGGCUGUUCAGCUGGCUGGAAGAUGGGCCCCUUGGCCGGGGGACUGUCAACUGGAUGGCUCGCGUGGCCCCCUUGGGCCGAGCCGCCCAGGGCCUCACCGACAACCAAGCCAGCACCACCCUGCACUUGGCCGGCUUAUCGGCCGAGGAUGGGUCCCGGCUGGCAGACCAGAUCCCCCAUGUGCUGGUUGGCUUGUCGCUUGCCGGGCUGGCUGCCUCGGGGUUUCCGGCUGCGCUGCUGCUGCUCACUGACAAGGAGGCCGGGGUGGCUUUGUUGCACUGCCCCCCGGAGGUGGACCACUGCCGUCUGCAGCCGGGGCAAAUGUUCCCCCUGCCCUCGGGCCUGUUGUGGAACCCGCCCAAGCUGCAGGUGUCGCUGGUGCCCCCUGCCCGGCAGGCGCCGGAAGCCGUGGAUCCAGUGCAGGCCGGCUGGACCCUGGCCGCAUCCUUCAUGGUGACGGGCAUGACCACAUUCGAUGAGCGUUAUCACCCGCUGCGGCUGUCCAUCCGGGCCUCCCCCUGUGACUGGGGCUCCUUCGGGCCCGAGUGCGAGCCGUGCCAUGGGAAGUGCCUCGAUUGCGAUGGCCCGGGCCCGAGCGACUGCCUCCUCUGUCGGUACCACCUGCCGGCAGCCCCGGACACCUGCCUGGAUGCAUGCCCGACGGGGCUCUUCUCCAUGGCCCCCGGCGCCCCGUGCGCCUGCCAUCCGAGCUGUCAAUCCUGCGCCCCGCCGGACCUGGACCCGAACGGUGCAUUCUACUGCCACGCUUGUGCAUCGGGGUACGGCCUGCCGGUGGGCGUCCCCCGGCCCGAACUAUGCCUUGCUUGUCAUGCCAACUGCUCGGAAUGCUCGGUCGCCGGCGACCCGGCCGCUUGCACACGCUGCCGGCCGGGGCUCCUGCUCCACGGCUCCCAAUGUUUGGACGCCUGCCCGCCGGGGUUCUGGCCCGAUGACCAGGACACCUGCCAGCUCUGCACGGCCCACUGCCAGUCCUGCCUCGGGCCGACCGCCUGCGAGACAUGCGCGCCGCAGUACUUCCUCCUCGGCGACCUGUGCGCCCGGUGCGACGGGACCUGCGCCGCCUGCGACCGGGCCGAUGCCUGCCUCGCCUGCCAGCCGGGGCUCAUCUUCCUGCAGACCGACCCCCAGGCCGGGUCCCUGUGCGGCAGCAUGUGCGCCCCGGGCGAGUACGCCGGGCCGGCCCGCUGCACGGGCUGCCACGCCUCGUGCAGCCUAUGCGCCGGGGCCGCCCACCAGUGUCAGGUGUGCGCCGCGGGCCACCGGUGGUCCGGGGCCGCGCCGGCGCCCGGGGCCACCGGCACAUGCGUCGCCUGCCCGCCCAGCUGCACCGGCUGCACCCCGAGCAAGUGCCUCGGCUGCGAGGAGGGCCUCUUCCUGACGCACGGGGGCGCAUGUGUCGGCGGCUGCCCGGGGGGCACCUUCGGCGACGCCGACACCGGGACCUGCCAGCUGUGCGAUGUCAGCUGCCAGGAGUGCGCCGGGCCGACGGACGCCCACUGCUCGGCCUGCGCCCCGGGGCUGGACCCGUGCAUCACCUGCCCGGGAGACCGGGCGCUCCAUGCGGGCGCCUGCCUGGCCGCCUGCCCGCCGGGCUACCACGCCCGGGCGGAGGCCGAGGCCGGCCGCGUGUGCCGGCCUUGCGAUUCGUCCUGCGCCACCUGCUCCGACGCCUCGGCCACCGAGUGCACCGGGUGCAUGGCGCCCAAGCUGCUGCAUGACGGGGCGUGCGUGGGCGCCUGCCCCCCGGGCAGGCUCGCCUGCGGCGUGUCCGGCAAGUGCGAGGAUUGCCCGGCCGGCUGCGCCGCCUGCGCCAGUGCCCUGGAGCAGCCCGGCGUCGGCUGCUUGGCUUCCUGCAGCAGCUGCGCCGGGGGGCUCGUUCUGUCGGCCAGGGAUGGCCGGUGCGUGGCCGCCUGCCCGGCGGGGGAGUUCACGCCCGACGCGCGCGCCUGCGCCACAUGCCAUGCCUCGUGCCGGACAUGCCACGCGGCGGCCGACCGGUGCACCUCCUGCCCGGACGCCCGGCAGUGGCUGCACGUGGACACCGGGGUGUGCCUGAGCGCCUGCCUGGCCGCCGGCCAGGCCCCGUCGCCGGUGGAGCCGGUGUGCCUGCUGUGUGGGAGCCGGUGCACCCGGUGCACGGCCGGGCCGGGCACGCCGGCCUGCGCCAUCCUCCCGGACGGGUCGUUGGACUGCCCGCCGGCGGACCGGUGUGACCUGUGCGCCGGGGCGCACCUCCUGCACCGGGCCGAGUGCGUGCCCGAGUGUCCUGCCGGCUUCUUCGCGGACUGGCAGGCGGCGGUGCCCGGCUGCCGGGCAUGCCACCCGGCGUGCGGCAAGUCCUGCUCCGGCCCGGACCCGGCGGACUGCACGAGGUCCCUGCCCAAGCAGCGCCUCGCCCUGGGCCUGGGCAUCGGCCUCGGGGUGCUCUUCUGCCUGCUCGCCGCGGCCGGCAUCGUGGUGUGGGUCCUUUUCCGGCGCUGGCGGCGCCGCACGCGCAAGCCCUCGGUCGACGGCUUUUCCGAAGAAAACGCCACCGUGCUCAACACCAUGGUCGAGCUGUCGCUCCCCGGGAGCAUCCUGGUGAGCAUCACGAAUGACUUCGCCCCGCUGGACGAGCAGCUGGGCGCCGGGACCCAGGCGUCGGUGUUCGCGGCGCGCGCCGUCGGGGCCGGCAUCUCCGACCGGCUGGGCUGCCCGGCCACGGUGGCCAUCAAGCAGCUGAAGGCCGCGCGCAUGACGCCCACGCAGUUUUCCCUCUUCCAGAAUGAGGUGGCACUGAUGUGGCUGCUGCGCGACGCGCCGAACGUCGUCCGGCUGUACGGCUACAGCGAGCAGCCGCCGGCCCUGGUGAUGGAGCGCUACCAGACGGACCUGUCGACGCUGCUGCACUCGGAGAUCCCCCUCGCGGAGCCGGUGCUGCUCGGCAUCGUCCUGCAGUGGGCCUCCGGGCUGGAGGCCAUGCACCUCCAGGGCAUCGCCCACUGCGACCUGAAGCCGGCCAACAUCUUCCUCACCCGGCAGCCGGAUGGCGCAUGGUCGGCGGCCCUCGGCGACCUGGGCACCUCGCGCAGCCUCAACACCGACCGGUCCACGGCCCUCAUCAACCAGGCGCCGGAGCUGAAUGCCAUGACCGCGCGGUAUGCCGCGCCCGAGGUGCUGGUGGCCUUCCAGCGCCGGCGCCCGCUGGGCGCGGAGUCCCUCCUGGCGGCGGACAUCUACAGCGCGGCCAUCAUGCUGUGGGAGUGCCUGACUCGAUCGGUCCCCUGGAAGGGCCUGGGCUUCGACGAAAUUAUCGCCGCUGUCCUGGCCGACCGGCGCCCGGACCAGGCGGCCUUGGCCUCCGGCGGCAGCCGGAUCCCCCUUGCGACGGACCUCCUGGGCCUGGCAUGGGACUCGAGGCCGCACGCCCGGCCGAUGGCCGCCGCCUUCCGGCAAAAGUGCGCCGCCUGGCUGGCCCUCCUGUGAGGGGGUGCGCGGGGCCGCGGGGCCGCGGCUGGCCACCCUCUGCCACGGCGCCGGCCGCACUCCCUCCCGCUGCUUCGGCUUUCCCGCUGCCGGGCCCUGCGCCCUGGCCCGGGGAUGUGCGGUCAUUUUCCGGUGGCGCGCGCCCUGGCCGAGGUCCCUGCCGCCAGCACGGGCGCCCACUCGACCGCCCCCCUCUCUCCAUGUUUAUGUCUGCCCCUCGGCCGCCGUCCCAGCUGGCGUCAAUCGCGACCGGGGGCAGCCCCCCCGCUGCCGGGCCACGGGGUUUUUUAAUAUAUGGCUUGGGCACA